Messenger RNA from Osmia lignaria (orchard mason bee), 1436 nucleotides. RefSeq lists its product as uncharacterized. Lineage: Eukaryota; Metazoa; Arthropoda; Insecta; Hymenoptera; Megachilidae. The record is from RefSeq and is a predicted model, not a curated record.
UCAAACAUGCAAAUCAUGUUGUUUUCUUUCGGCGAUACCGAGCGAACAUGCGAUGUUCAUUCCAUCAAACGGCGAAAUAGAAAGAGAAUUGAAAAAUAUUCUGAAUUAUCGAUAAAUAAAUGUAUCAGUAUACUGUACGUUCAUAAACGAAAAUUGACAAAAGCAUAAAUGAAAUGUUCGUUUCGCAAACGCGACAGUAGCUACAUCGUUUUCAGAAAAAAGAGAGUCGAUAUUGUUGCGAUCGUGAACGAGGCUGAUUAAUGGCGCCAGCAUUGGGCCAUGUCCUCUUCCGGUCGAGCUGUCUUUUCCGAAAAUACAACCUGCAGAAAAAACGUCUAAGGGAACCAUUUGAUGGUGCACAGGGUGCACAGAAUGGAGGAGGAACCGCUUCAAGAGGAUAAAAAAUCCGAAACAUUGGUGGAGGGUAGAAUUAUGGAAUUAUCAUCGGAUGACGUAUGCGACGAACGAGCACGUGUUUCCGGUCAGGAAGAGUUCACAUGUUCACUCUACAUCUCGCGUGCUGUCAGCCCUCAAGGUCAAGCGCAAGGAACGCAAGGUGGAGAGUUAUUACAUUCCAAUCUCGAAGAGGUGAUCCGCGCGUCCGAUCCUUCAGCGGGAUGGCACGUGUCUGAAACUCCUUGCGGUCUGAUAGCGGCGUUUGCGCGAGAAACCGAUGCUGAAAAACUUUUACAACGGGGUGACCUAGCGCGAAUUUUUCAAGGACCCGUACAAGUGGCUCGAUUCUCGGCGAAGGAUUCUCGUUACAGACAAGCGGUUCUUCUACGCGAUGUACCAUGGGCAAUUCCUCUGCAGGACAUUAACUCGGCCCUGGCGAAGCAAGGAAUAGCGACAGGAAGCGUCGAACGCUGGCGACAGUACAUACGCGUCGAGGUACUCGAUGCAGGACACUACGAGCUAUUGUUGCGUCAAGGCUUGGACUUUUUCGGCGCAGCCCGAUUUACCGCGGUUCCGGAGCGCUGGUGGCGCGGCGGGACUGGAAAUGCCGCUGGACCGUUGCAAGCUGGCCCAGGAAUCGUAAAUAAUUUUCUCGAGGCAUCGAACUUCCAAACAGGAGACGGUGUACUACAAUGUUACCGGUGUCAGGGUUUCUGGCAUAUGGCCGCUAACUGCAGACACUUACCGCGUUGCGUUCGGUGCGGUGAACCGCACAGCGUUGAAUUUUGUCCCAGGCCACGAAACAAUCCUAUUUGUUGUCACUGUUCCGGACCGCAUCAUGCUGGCUACCGACAGUGCCCAGUUCGUCAACAACUUUUGAACGCUACGCCAAUUAGUAUCACUCUAAGCACCACCCGGAUUGGAAAUCAGUACCCGGUGAACGGAGCCUCUAAGACUAACGCCUCGUCGCACGAACAACAACCCUUGAAAUCGAGCCAGUCUUAGAGAAAUUAUUGUAUUCGCGUACAUUUCUAUCCUCG